CCGACGCCAGGAAGAGUGAGCGUGGGGUUUUACCGGUCUUGCAGCUGUAUCCUGCUUUUCUCUAUUCUCGUUACCUUUGGGAAGAGAUGUCUUCUAUAAAAAGAAGCCCAAAGCAAGAAAUAAUUUCCCAGUUUCACUGUUCAGCUGCAGAAGGAGAUAUUGCCAGGUUAACAGUAAUCCUGAGUCAUUCUCCAUCUCUCCUCAAUGAAACUUCUGGAAAUGGCUGGACUGCGUUGAUGUAUGCUGCAAGGAAUGGGCACCCUGAUGUCGUCCAAUUUCUCCUUGAGAAAGGGUGUGACAGAUCCAUUGUCAAUAAGUCAAGGCAGACUGCACUGGACAUUGCUAAAUUUUGGGGUUAUAAGCAUAUAGCUAACUUACUGGCUGAUGCUAAAGGCAGGAUGAAGCCUUGGUUCCUAACUAAGGACGUGGAAGAAUGUGACAACUAUUUUAGCAGGACGCUAUUAGACCGAAAAAGUGAAAAAAGAAAUAAUUCUGACUGGCUACUAGCUAAAGAAAGCCAUCCAGCCACAGUUUAUAUCCUUUUCUCAGAUUUAAGUCCCUUGGUUACUCUAGGUGGCAAUAAAGAGAGUUUCCAGCAGCCGGAAGUCAGGCUUUGUCAGCUGAACUACACAGAUAUAAAAGAUUAUUUGGCUCAGCCUGAAAAGAUCACCUUGAUUUUCCUUGGAGUAGAACUUGAAAUGAAAAAAGAGUCAUUUAAUUAUGCUGGAGAAGUCCCAGGAGAAGAAGAAGAUGGGUUGGUUGCCUGGUUUGCUCUAGGUAUAGAUCCUGUUGCUGCUGAAGAAUUUAAGCAAAGGCAUGAAAAUUGUUACUUUCUUCAUCCUCCAAUGCCAGCUCUUUUGCAAUUGAAAGAAAAAGAAGCCGGGGUUGUAGCUCAAGCAAGAUCUGUUCUCGCCUGGCACAGUCGGUAUAAGUUCUGCCCAACCUGUGGAAGUGCGACUAAAAUUGAAGAAGGUGGCUACAAAAGGGUAUGCUUAAGGGAAGGCUGCCCUAGCCUGCACGGCGUUCACAAUACAUCAUAUCCAAGAGUUGAUCCUGUGGUAAUCAUGCAAGUUAUUCAUCCAGAUGGGACCAAAUGCCUUUUAGGUAGGCAGAAAAGAUUUCCCCCAGGCAUGUUUACUUGCCUUGCUGGAUUUAUUGAACCUGGGGAGACAAUAGAAGAUGCUGUUCGGAGAGAAGUAGAAGAGGAAAGUGGAGUCAAAGUUGGCCAUGUUCAGUAUGUCUCUUGUCAGCCAUGGCCAAUGCCCUCCUCCUUAAUGAUUGGCUGCUUAGCUGUGGCAGUGUCUACAGAAAUUAAAGUUGACAAGAAUGAAAUAGAGGAUGCCCGCUGGUUCACUAGAGAACAGGUUGUGGAUGUUCUGACCAGAGGGAAGCAGCAGGCAUUCUUUGUGCCACCAAGCCGAGCUAUUGCACAUCAGUUAAUCAAACACUGGAUUGGAAUGAACCCCAAUCUCUAAAUCAAAUAAGUAGACUUUGAAUAUUGACUUCUAAUACCACUUAUUCCUCAAGUGAGAUUAGGAAUAUUUAGUGCUCUUUAGAAUAUCACAACACAAAAUACCAUAUUAGGAUUCAAAAAUAUUUUCAACAUGUACUUCCUAUCUUAACCAUGGAAUUUAUAUUUUUAUAAAAUACAGCACUGCCUCAGACUUUGUUAAAUCUGAGUCAACCUUCUCAAAACAUCUUUUUGUUGUGCUCCACAAUUCUAUCUCACUAAACCAUAUUUCUAAUAAGAAAAAUCAUGUUGUAAAGAUGUAUGUUCUAAAACUGUAAACAAACCUAAAUUUCAAUGCCUCUUUUAAGCAUUAGACCAAUCACUGUAGUUCUAUUUUUGAGAAAUGAGACAAAAUAAUUUUAAUGAAUUUUAAGCUUCAUUUUCAGUCUUUUCAUUACUACAAAGUUUCUUUCAGUUGUCAGUAGCUGAUUUUUGCCCACUUCCCAUUAUAUUCCAUUUUUUUGUCCUGGCUCCUUUGUUCUAGCAGUGGUGCUAUUAUAGUGUUGCUACUAGUCCGCUUUGAUCAGUGUGAAGAAUUUUCUACCUUGCCAACUCUGCUAGUGAUCAGAACACUGUGCUUUCAUGGAAGGAGAGCUUCAGUGAGAGCACACCCCUGUGUACGGGGCUUCUUCCCGAAACCUAAAGUCAAGUAAUAUGUCUAUUUAUUUGUUAUAUUCAAAGUUGUUCUUAAGACAAAUCAGAAUUCUUGCUUUUUCACUGAAAUGUAUUUGAAAGAAAUUCACCUCAAAGAUCAGAUAUUAAAUAUUUCCCAGGUAGAUUUACCUAUUCAAUAAAAACACUGGCUUUAUGUCAUUUUAUGAUAAGGGAUGUAUCUGCAUUAGCAAAGAAAUUAUGUAGUCAUUACUAAUAACAUUUAUUAAACUCAAAUGCAACAUUUUGAUUUUGGCCCUCUUUCAACAUAUUCUAAGAAGCAUUUAUAAAAUAAAUAUAUUUUAGAACUGAAUCAGGAAGGCUCAGAGAAAAAAAGUAAUUCACAAUUUUGCAACAGAGAACUGUCAUUUUAUAAGGCUGUUUUGGAAUUGUUUUAAGUCUAUAAAUGUAUAAAUCUAUAUAGUUUGUUUCUUUAUUAUGUUAGAACUGGAAGAGAUCUCUAGGAUAACAUAUGUAGUUCAGUGCCCUUCUUUUAUAGAUAAGGAAAAAGAAAUCCUGAAAGAUGAAUUUAACUAAUUUAAUCCAUGAAAGGUGAAUCAGUCAAUUAAUCAAUAAAAGUUACACAAUUAUAGCUUACUUUUGUUAAUACAAUUAAUUAUAAUUACAGGUAAGUAACUAAAGUUUAACAGUCUGUACUAGACUGCCCAGUGUAAGACUCUCCCUCUAAUAGCAAGUAGAAACUACUACUAAAAAUAUAAGUAGAAUAAAUUAUAAUAAGGGAUGAUAAGAACACAUUUAAUUUACCAAAUAUUAUCAACUACGGGUUUAGAUACUAAAAUCAUUUAACUUAAAUAUGAUAAUUUUCUUAGGUAAAACUUUACUAACAAACAAUUAUUUUCUUAGUAAUUGAUGAAAGCUGAUUGGUAUCAGAACUUUAGACAAAACUGACUUAUAUUGGACACUUAGAUACAUAAUAAAAUUUAAACUUCAUAAGUAAAUAGAAAAUCAUAUGCCUUGAUUAUUAUUAAGUUUGAUGACUUGAGGUUCAGUUUUACUCAAAAUGUACUUAGAGAAUCUAAGAUUACAUCAAAAAGUUCUAGGUUUCUAUGUUCAGAUAGUAAAAUAUAAAAUAUCAAUAAAAUAUAGCUAUAAAUUUAGUUUUGGAUAUUUAAUCCUAUACCCAGGGAAAAUCAGUAAGUAUAAAUUAUUGUUAUUAAUAAUCAUUCUUAACAUUGCUUACCUCUAAGAGGUGAAUAGCUAUAUGUAAAUAAAAGGAAUAGCAAAGAAAUGGUAGAGGUUCAAGUGCCUUGAAUGUAUUCUAAUGGAAAUGAAGGUAACAAUACAUUAAAAUAUUUAUCUAUUUUC
Suricata suricatta (meerkat) is the source of this 3487-nucleotide messenger RNA. It is a transcript of the gene NUDT12, whose product is annotated as nudix hydrolase 12. Gene Ontology annotation, biological process: NADP+ catabolic process; NAD+ catabolic process. The transcript has 7 exons. Gene Ontology annotation, molecular function: metal ion binding; NADH pyrophosphatase activity; protein binding. NCBI's taxonomy places the organism in Eukaryota, Metazoa, Chordata, Mammalia, Carnivora, Herpestidae. The coding region runs from base 87 to 1475 and encodes 462 amino acids. Gene Ontology annotation, cellular component: cytosol. The record is from RefSeq and is a predicted model, not a curated record.